ACGGAUGUCGACCGAUAUUUCAAGUCAGGCGAACUAGUGUCAAAGGCAACGUAAUACGUCUUCCAGUAGUGCUGAAGUCAUGAUGUCACUGGCACCCACCACGCACUGUACACUCCCUGCUAUACUGCUGCCUCUACUGAUGAUGACAGUUGACUGCUACAGCAAUGGGUCAUUUCCAGAGGCCUGCUACUCCAUGUUGCCACUGCACAUCUCUCCUGGUUCCCAGACAGCAGCUCCCCCCAUUACCUGCCACUCAGGAGGAGCAGAGUGCCCAGGAAUAAGUCUCACUGUUACACAGAAUGGGACAAUUGCUGGAGACUAUAGCUGUGACUCAGAAUAUGAAGUGACACUUAGCUCCAACCAAGACUUUAUUGGAUACCUCAUUCAAGCAAGAGUACCACUGGCUGGAGAGGCAUUCGACAGAUUUCGCAUCGUGGGUACCAUGAUCAGUGCUGGUCCACAGGGGACAAUACUCUACUGCAACAGCACUUCUGACUCACCUAAUGCCCCCCCUCUGCCUAAUUCUGCAACCCAAAGUUGGAUCGCUCCACAUCGCAGCGUCACUGUGAUAUGGAGAGCACCUGCACCUUUCACUGCUCUCGGCAACAUUCAGUUUUACGCUACCGUUAUUGUGGACUUUGAUCAUUUCUACCUUCCUGUAACAAGCCAAGUUCUGGAGCCACUUGAUUCUACAUGCAAGUCAUUUCUUCCCUUCCUGUCCCUGGGAACUACGGCUGGCGUGGUAACUGAGGAACUGGAAAAACGUGAUGACUGGGCCUCAGAUGGUAUUCCUAUUCCUGGUGGCCUUCCUUUUGCCACUUACAACCACACUCUCGUCUAUAUUGGGACAAAUGGAGUGUUCUCCUUUGGAUAUCGUGAGACUGGCUACUGGCACAGAAUCAACAACCCCAGUCGGUUCUAUGCUGCCCCAUUUUGGGGAGAUGUGGACAUAUCAGAUGGAGGAGACAUAUUCUAUGAAAUCCACACGGCUCCUUCCUUGCUCAUUGAUCAAGUCAGUUCCCUGGUGUCCUUUCGUGAAGGCAUUGAAUUCUCAGCUACAUGGAUGAUUGUGGCCUAUUGGAGGGAGGUACAGCAGUUUUCCAAUCAUACCCCUCAAGGAAACAGCUUUCAAGGGGUAAUUUUAACUGAUGGAAAGAAGUCAUUCAUGGUGUGCACCUUCAAAAACCAGAGUCUUGAAUGGUAUGACUCAGACGUUAGAAUUGGGUACAUGGGAGAGCAGACACACUCAAUGUUUGGACCCCUGGACAAUGUAACCUUCUUCAGUCUGCUCUAUGAAGGGACAGUUCCCUACUACAAUGAGGUUUAUCAACUCAGUAUUGAUGGGGCACGGCUUUCCCAAGUUCGGCCAGUUUUAAUUGGAGUUACCAUAAUCUUCAGAAGUAACGAAACACACGUUACUCUUGACUUUGAUCUUUCCAUUGAUCCUACCACAUGUGACACCACAAAAUUCUCUAUUCAGACAUUAGACGGAGUCUUAACAUUCAGACCAGUUUAUGAGGCUCUAUGUGAGCAGCAAAUUCUCUUCUACUACUACACUAGUGAGAGCCAAGAUAACAGGAUCUCCUUCAAUCUUCAUCCAAAUGAUCAUAUUCUACUCCACAAAACAACUUUUGUCCGUUCCAUCGUUACAAGUGGCUCAGACAGUGUAGCUGUCAGCAUUGGAUCCUCCUUUGUGCGUACUAGUGGAUUAACUGGUAUUGCUCCGAUUUAUUUCAUUGAUAACUUCAUAGCAUAUCCUGAGAUUGAUACUGCUUCACAAGUACAUCCUGUACACUUUGAGCUAGAUAUGACAAGAGGUGAAUUUCACAUGUGGCUGGACUCCCCAGUCACUCCAAAUAUCAGCCAGGUACAGUUGGCAUGUGAGGAGUACCAAACUGAGACUACUACAAUCAGCGGAGUGUGGAGUACUCCAGUGUAUAGUGAAAUUGACUCCGCUAUCAGACACUCAAUGAGAAUAUCUCCCAACUCUUUUGCCAUCAUCUGUAACACUCUGCCUUGCAUUGACAGUAAUUAUGCUUUCCUCCAGUCAAUUUCCUCUCUAAAGGACGUAUUUGGGAACCGAAUAUCAUCAGAUGUUUUCCAAAACUCAUUUGUGUUAGUAAACAGCUCAGGUAUAUUAUGUGAUCUCCAGGAAGGCAUACAAGAUCCACUGGACAUGAACUUCACAGGAGCUGCAACAAGGGCACUUGGUAUGUUCUUGGAAGUGCAAAACAUAAACUCGGCAUCAGAAGUCCUCUACCCUCUUGUUGCCAGUGAGGUGUAUCUUCCAGACUGUACAGAGGUGGAGGUGAAGUCAAUUGUGUGCCUGAGGCUUGACAGAACAGCCAGCAACCCACUCCUGAUCCUCCCUGAAAGUGUUGAAUCAACAGACAUCUUCUUGACCAACACAGAGUUUAGUACUAGAGCUGUCUUCGGGGAACUGUUCCCUGCAGGACUGUUCUCAUGCCAGACAUACCUCUCAACCAAUGAUAUGACAGAAGUUUCUCUUAGUCUGGGAGCCUUCUGGCAAGCCAGCCUCACUGUAGGCAUGUGUUCCCACGUCAGUCCACUGGAUAUUGUCUUGACUGAUGAUAGAGGGAGCAAUCUAACAGGACUGACUGUCUCCAAUGAUUUCCAGAGUGUGUCUGUCAGGGCCGGACCCCUUUACUAUGAGGAUAUGUCAGACGUACAUGUCAAUAUACCUUUCAAUGGUUACAGUAACAGGUACUCCUCGGUAUUCAGCAUUUCAAUAGAAGUUCCUGCAGUACAUGCCUACACAUCGGGCUCGACUAGAGGAACAACUGCCGUAGCAUUAGCCAAGGAACUUGUCAAUGCAUCAAUGGUUUGUGAGGUGGAGGACGAGUACAUCACUGUGGUGUGGGUUGAGUAUGGAAACUUAAGUACAAACAUUGUGCUCAACCUUGAGAACCCAUACAGAUUGUUGCGAAAUGGACAUAAUCUGCAAAUCCAUAAUCUGAACUUGGAGCAGUUUCUGACAUUUAAUUAUGAAUGUCGUGUUCUUACUGCCCCUCAUUCUGGCCACAGCAUUUCUGUUGCCAAUUUCACGACAGUUGCAAUUUCAGAUCUAAUUGUUGUGAGUAUGGAGCAGCAGCCACGAAGCAAUGGUCUUGUUGCAGAGGGUUUCAGGAGCAACACAGUUUUGUCUUCUAGUUCACUGCUGGACACAGAAGUGACACUGCCUUGCUAUGGAGCUCUAGAUUAUGGUCGGAUCAGAUGGCACAGUACCUUACUUCACAUGCCAGGCUACCUGAGUGAAGGGUCCUCCUCGCCAUACUACUCAGUGGAGUAUAGUGGUAGUGUCGGGACUCUGACCCUCCACAGCUACUCUGGUGGAAACUUGAGAGGAUCUCUCACCUGCUACUCUGAGGAAGCUGGUCUCUCACAUCCAGCCUCUGUCACUAUACACAUCAUUGAUGGUGCACUAUCACUACAAAUGUAUGCUUGCAUAAGUGAGGUUCCUUUAAUACAGGUGUGUGCUCAUGUGGGCAUUCUACUGGGUCUCCCUACCCUCUAUCCCUGUGUCCUGAGAGUCUACACUGCUCUGUAUGUCACACACUGUGUUAGUAACAGAAUUAGAGCUUUGUUCCCCCCCCCCCAGUGUCCAGAGGGCUAUGUUGGAGAUGGGGUAUUGUGUUCAGUUGAUAGUGACGGAGAUGGCUACACUGAUAUUGAUAUGUCCGACCUCUACUACUGUCAGUCAGACCCCCAGAACCAGCUCUGCCAGCAGGACACAUGCCCACACCUCUACAAUCCUCACCAAUCACGCGAUAGAUUGAAUGAUGGACACCCAAAUGGAGUUGCUUUUGUGAUUGAUGGAAAUGAGCUACCAUCAGAUGUCAUCCUUGCAAAUGCAUCAGUGUUGGCUUCAAAGUCUCUGAAAUGUCUUGGAGCUCAGGGAAGCACAGAUCUCAGUGUACAGGUUUACAGUGUGGUACAAUCUGAAUUGGUCACUUUAGACGCUGCAGCUGACAUCUGCGAAACAGAAGCAAAUAUCCAUCAACCAUUAGACAGUGAAUUAACUGAGGGAGCAAUGCAAUGCCAGUCAGCCACCACUGGAGCAACUGCCUGGAUCUACUUCACCACUGAGGCCUGCAUCUGCACCAGACCUGAGGAAGAUAUUUUACCAGACUAUAUCCUGACCUGCCAAGAAGCAGGAGUUGAGGCUUGUGACUGUAGCGACACUGAAUGCACGUGUGGCUGUGGGUAUAGUGGAGAUGGAAGGUCGUGCAGUCUUGACACUGAUGGAGAUGGCUACCCCAACAAUGCCUCUCCAGGCCUCUGUUCUGACAGAGACCCUCAGAACUACUGUGUUCAGGAUGUCUGUCCUGCGGAUUAUGACCCCAGCAAUGACCCUGGAGCUUGCCACACAACACAAGAUUAUACAGCAGGGAGUAUGUGUGUGGCUGAGACUGACUCUACGUGGAUGAUAAUGUGGGAAGACACUCAUGCUGGCUACCACGACACUCAACUUUGCCAGAGCUUCAUCCCUAUCUCAGCCGCUUAUGCAUUCCGGCUGUGUCUAGAGAAUGGCCUGUGGUCACAAUUCAUCGAUACCUCCUGUUGUAAAGAUAUAGAAGUCGAAAGCAUUUAUGAAGAGUUGGAUGAGAUACUCAAAGGAGAGUUUACCAAUGACACCAAAUCACAGCUGUCAGCUGCACUGGCAGAUCUUGUGGAGGCUACUACUCCACCAGAUGACCGCAGCUCUCUCUAUGCUCAGGACUUGGAAAUAACUAAUGACAUUUUGAAAGACACCAUAGACUUUUUACGAAACGGUGUCCAUAAUAAACUGCUGGAUGAAAUUAACGCAGAAGUGGUGCAGGUGAUAGACAAUGUUCUGGAGGAGAGUAAUAACCAAGGCUGGGACCAGCUCAGUAAUACUGAAGAAGGAGCAGAACAGCUGCUGGAUAAUGUAGAGCUGUUUGGUCUGUAUUUGGCUGAGGCCAUAGCUAGUCCCAAUGUCGAUGUGGAAUUGGACAAUGGGAAACUCAUUCUCAAUGCCAGCUUCAACAACAUAUAUAUUGGAGCAGCAGUCCAGGAUGCUUUCGGGGCCAGUGAUGUUGUGUUCCCAGUGGCUGAGAGUGAAUUCUCUCUCGAGCCCAUGUUUGGAGAGUCUCUCGCACACAUAAAGAUCCCGGCAAGGCUCCUGGAGACUAGAGCUAAUGAGACAAACACCACCAGAGUAUUUGCUGUUAACAUGGUCAUUGAUAACAUCAAUGAGCUUCUACUAGUGAAUGAACGAGCUACUGAGAUCAAUGGAACCAACUACACCACUAGAGCAGUAACCAAUCUUUUGGUCAGUCAAGUGAUGGCUGGAAACACAAGAACUUCCACUACUAAACUCUCCAUACCAGUUCAACUAGUGUUUGUCACAGAAGAGAUUGUGAACAGGUCGAGGAAUCCAAGAUGUGCAUACUACGACUUUGGCACAAGUCAAUGGUUGGAAGACGGAGUGGCAACGGAGAGUGUGACUAUGGCUCCAGACGGCCGCUCGUACCAUGUUCUUUGUUCGACUGUGCACUUCACCAGCUUUGCAGUCCUGGUGGAUGUGUCUGAUGUGGAGAUGGACAUUCCACCAUCGGAGGGAUUUGCUCUGACCAUUGUGACCUAUGUUGGCUGUGUCAUAUCUCUUCUUUGUCUUGGCCUCAGCAUAGUCUACUACCUCACAUACGGAAAAGCUCUCUUAACUUCUGUGCACUACCUGGUUCAUCUUAAUCUUGCCAUUGCCUUGUUCCUUGGAUACACAGUCUUUCUAGCUGGCACAUACUAUGGCCCACAGGACCAAAUUGCCUGCGCAUUAGUGGCUGGAGCCCUCCACUACCUCUUCCUCAGUGUCUUCUGUUGGAUGCUGUGUGAAGGUAUUAUGCUCUACCUGAUGCUGGUCAUUGUGUUCAGCACACUUUCCAAGAAGUGGUGGCUGUUCCUUCUCAUGGGAUGGGGGCCACCAGUAAUAGUGGUUGGUGUAGCAGCAGGAAUAAGAUAUGACAACUAUGGAAAUCCUGACCGAGGAUUUUGCUGGGUCUCAGUUAAUCAGGGGCUCAUAUGGGCCUUUGUAGGACCAAUGCUAGCUGUGAUACUCGCCAACAUGUUUUUCCUCUGUGCCUCUCUGAGGAGCCUGUACAGAGUCACUGUUGGCCGUUUUGGGAACGAACAGGACAAGAAACCUCUCAUCAAGAAGCUGCUGAUGGCCGCAGUGAUAUUAUUGCCAAUCCUGGGAGUCACGUGGGCGUUUGGACUGCUUGCUGUCAACAGACAAACUACUGUCUUCACGUGGCUCUUCACUAUCUUCAACUCCCUGCAGGGCUUGUUUUUCUUCGUUUUUCAUGUAAUCCGAAGUGACAGGGUGUGGAAUGUCAUGAAGAAGUUUCUGCCAGGAGAGUGGAAAGACAAAAGAGGUCACUCUCGUUCCAUGAGAAGCUCGACCCAGUCCAUCUCUAAAAGUGACAGUUUUCUCAUGGACACUCUCAAGAGAAGGCAAGAGAAGAAGAAGGAAAGAAAAUCCAUUGUUAGUGAGCUGUCUUCCGAUGCCGUCAUUGUCCUUGGCAACCCUCUAGCUACUGCCAAUAAUCCAUUUGGAACCAAGAGAGAUAAAGACCUUGGGCUAGCAUCUACUGUACUCAUGUAUUAGACUCGUAAAUUUGCUUUGUAUAGUGUCAGUCCAGAGUUAUACCUGUUUCAGAUUAUGUAUUAUAAAAGUGCACACAUAAUUAUGUUGGACCGCAGCCU
Messenger RNA from Geodia barretti, 6744 nucleotides. NCBI's taxonomy places the organism in Eukaryota, Metazoa, Porifera, Demospongiae, Tetractinellida, Geodiidae. The record is from the annotation of a GenBank genome assembly.